Cavia porcellus (domestic guinea pig) is the source of this 3094-nucleotide messenger RNA. It is a transcript of the gene Usp10, whose product is annotated as ubiquitin specific peptidase 10. NCBI's taxonomy places the organism in Eukaryota, Metazoa, Chordata, Mammalia, Rodentia, Caviidae. The transcript is spliced from 14 exons. The record is from RefSeq and is a predicted model, not a curated record. Gene Ontology annotation, biological process: regulation of autophagy; protein deubiquitination; DNA damage response, signal transduction by p53 class mediator. Gene Ontology annotation, cellular component: early endosome; cytosol; nucleus. Bases 218 to 2560 code for a protein of 780 amino acids. Gene Ontology annotation, molecular function: cysteine-type deubiquitinase activity.
GCCGCCGCCCGCCGGGCGCGAGUCGGAGCUGGAAAGUCGCGCGGCCGGACACGCCCACUUGCCGGCGCGCAGGCGCAGAGCGUGCCCCGCCCCACGGCGCGGCCUGUGCGCAGGCGCGGCGGCCGACGCGAGCGUCCGUGCGGCGAGAAGAUGGCGGCGGCGGGGGACGCGGCGUGAGAAGCCGGAGCGGUGCCGAGUCCCAUUGAAACGGGCCGCCAUGGCCCUCCGCGGCCCGCAGUAUAUUUUUGGAGAUUUUAGCCCUGAUGAAUUCAAUCAGUUCUUUGUGACGCCCCGCUCUUCAGUUGAGCUCCCUCCGUACAGUGGGACAGCGCUGUGUGGCAACCAGGCUGUGGACGAACUGCCCGAUGGGCCGGCGUACCAGAGAAUCGAGUUUGGUGGCACCGACGAGGUGGAGCCCAGCGACGGUCUGCCCAGCGCCCCCGGCUGCAGUAUUUCGAGCACCCUGAACCCCCAGGCCCCUGAGUUUAUCCUCGGCUGCACAGCCUCCAAGAAGAGCCCCCAGGGGCCAGGCCAGGAGGCCACCCCCCACUGUCUGGAGCAACCCGGCCCGGCCCUGGCCAGCAGCCCGCCCGCAGAGGCCGAGGCUGAGGCCGAGGCGGAGGCUCUGGAGCACCCCGGUGGCCCGGGCGCCUUGGGGCAGAGGGAGCGGAAGAGGAAGAAGAAGCGGCCGCCGGGCUACUACAGCUACCUGAAGGACGGCGCGGACGAGGGUGUCCCCUCGGAGGCCCUGGUCAAUGGCCACGCUGGUGCGGCGGGCCCUGGCGGGGCAGGCGCUGAGGACACGGAGUUUGGGGGUGACGUGCUCCCACCGGUUUCACCCAGGACUUGUGGCAGCCCUCAGAACCCCUCGGACUGCAUCAGUGACACUGUGCCCGACAGUCCCUUCGCGGGCACCCUGGAUGGGGCCAGCAGGACUGUGGGGCAGGGGCCGGGCCCCGAGCAGCUCUGCCCGCCCGCAGAGCACCCGCCCAGGACAGCUGCCGCCCCGCCCCAUGCCGCGCAUACUACUGAGCACUGCGGUGUCCCCAACGGACAGGGGCUUGAACCCUCGGGCGUGGGCCCGGCUGCCAACGGGGAGCCCCAGGCCGCCGAGAGCGAGAGCUUGGACCCCGACCCCGCCAGCAGCCUCGCGGCGCCCCUGCCCGCGGGUCAGCCCGCCAAGUCCUGGGCCAGCCUCUUUCACGACGCCAAGCCCGCCCCUUCCUCAGCCGUGGCGUACGUGGAGGUUAAGUGCUCCCCGCCUGCCCUGUCUCCCCUGGGCUCUGAGAAGCAGGUUGAAGUCAAAGAAGGGCUGGUUCCGGUGUCAGAGGACCCCGUAGCCAUGCAGAUCGCAGAGUUCCUGGAGAACGUAACCCUAGUGCAUAAGCCAGUGUCGCUGCAACCCCGCGGGCUGAUCAAUAAGGGAAACUGGUGCUACAUUAACGCUACGCUGCAGGCCCUGGUGGCUUGCCCUCCGAUGUACCACCUCAUGAAGUUCAUCCCCCUGUACUCCAAGGUGCAGAGGCCCUGCACGUCGACGCCCAUGAUAGACAGCUUUGUCCGGCUGAUGAACGAGUUUACCAACAUGCCUGUGCCACCGAAGCCCCGCCAAGCUCUUGGAGACAAAAUUGUGAGGGACAUCCGGCCUGGAGCGGCCUUUGAGCCCACGUACAUCUACCGCCUCCUGACCGUCAGCAAGUCGAGCCUGUCUGAAAAGGGCCGCCAGGAGGACGCCGAGGAGUACCUGGGCUUUGUCCUGAACGGGCUGCACGAGGAGAUGCUGAGCCUGAAGAAGCUCCUCUCGCCCGGCAGCACAAAGCUCCUGGUGUCCAACGGGCCCCGAAGCCCCUCGGCCGACGGCGAGGAGCAGGAGGCGGGCAGCGAGGGCAGCGAGGAGGAGUGGGAGCAGGUGGGGCCCCGCAACAAGACGUCGGUCACGCGCCAGGCUGACUUCGUCCAGACGCCCAUCACGGGCAUCUUCGGCGGGCACAUCAGGUCGGUGGUUUACCAGCAGAGUUCCAAGGAGUCCGCCACGCUGCAGCCCUUCUUCACGCUGCAGCUGGACAUCCAGUCCGACAAGAUCCGCACGGUGCAGGACGCACUCGAGAGCCUGGUGGCCCGGGAGUCCGUGCAGGGCUACACCACGAAGACCAAGCAGGAGGUCGAGAUUAGCCGGCGGGUGACCCUGGAGAAGCUGCCUCCCGUCCUUGUGCUGCACCUCAAGCGCUUCGUGUAUGAGAAGACCGGCGGCUGCCAGAAGCUGGCCAAGAACAUCGAGUACCCCGUGGACCUGGAGAUCAGCCGGGAACUGCUUUCUCCAGGUGUUAAAAAUAAAAAUUUUAAAUGCCACCGAACCUACAGGCUCUUCGCAGUGGUCUACCACCACGGCAGCAGCGCCACGGGCGGCCACUACACCACGGACGUCUUCCAGAUCGGGCUCAACGGCUGGCUGCGCAUGGACGAUCAGAGCGUGCGGGUGGUGCCGCAGCACCAGGUUCUGCGGCCAGCGGCCGAGCGCAGCGCCUACCUGCUGUACUACCGCCGUGUGGACCUGCUGUGAGCCCGCAGGCCUGCCGUGACGCCGGCCGUGACUCCAACUGGGACCCGGGCGGCAGGCCAGGCCGUCGCUUGAUUUGAGGAAAACACAAAACCGCCAUCCUGAGAGACGCCGACUCCCGAGCGAAGAGGGGCGCCUGCCCGGGCUCCCGGUCUGGCUGCGCAGCGGGGCAGACCUGCACCAGCAGCCCUGUACAUGUGUGAAGAUGAAUUUUAUCUUUCCUUACAGAGUAAAUUUUUUAAUCCACCCUGCUUUCCUCCCCUCCCUUUAGUUUUGAUAAAUGAUUACAAAUGAGCCAGUUACCCGAGAAGAAAUAGUUACUUCAGAAGCCGGGGAGAUGACGGGCCACACUGCUGGCCCCUGACGGAGGAGCCCACUGUGAUGGCUGCGGAGACCCGCGCGGUCCAGUCUGCAGGGCGGCCAGUGCCGGCCGCAGGGGCUGCUUGGCACCUGCGGCCUGGGAGAUCUGCCCGUGCACAGGGACACCCGGGACUGUAACGCUGUCGCCCCUCAAUAAAAUGACAACGUUGGUUCAGA